GACGGAUACCGGAGAGGCUGAGCAGCGCCGGAGCACCGGGAACACCUCCGUGCCCCGCUCAGAUUCAUCUUGAAGGAAACUGGCUGGAAACAGAGGCUCAUCCCUCUCCUCCCUGCCUGACACAGGGCAGGGGAAGGAGAGCAGCAGAAUUUGUUUGUGCUUUCCUGAACUUCUCCAAGAGAACAGGAUGGAUGGCAAGAAGUGGUAUCAGAAGCUGGCUCCAGCAGUGUCCAAGUUUCUUCUUUAAAGAGAAGUUCCAGCAUCAAGGAGGGUGAAAAGCAAGAAAAAACAAAACAAAAAAACCCCGAAAUGGAAGGAGGCAACAGCCCCGGGCUGCAGCUUCAGCAGCUGCCGUUGGCCACAGCAGCAGUUUCUGUGCAGCCACACACAGACUCCUUCUCUUACAAGGAGAACUUGAUUGGGGCAUUGCUGGCUAUUUUUGGGCACCUUGUCAGCAGCAUUGCACUCAAUCUCCAGAAAUACAGCCACAUCCGCCUGGCAGGCUCCAAGGACCCCCGRGCCUAUUUCAGAACCAAAACCUGGUGGAGUGGAUUGUUGCUGCUGCUGCUGGGAGAGCUGGGGGUGUUCUCCUCCUACGCCUUCGCUCCUCUCUCGCUGAUCGUGCCCCUCAGUGCAGUGUCUGUCGUGGCCAGUGCAAUCAUAGGAAUUAUAUUUAUCAAAGAGAAAUGGAAGCCCAAGGAAUUCUUGAGGCGUUAUGUGCUGUCCUUUGUGGGCUGUGGCUUGGCCAUCGUUGGCACCUACCUGCUGGUGACAUUUGGGCCCAACAGCCACGAGAAGAUGACAGCAGAGAACAUCACCAGGCAUUUAGUGAGCUGGCCUUUCCUGCUCUACACGCUCGUGGAGAUCAUUGUUUUCUGUCUCCUCCUGUACUUCUACAAGGAGAGAAAUGCAAACUACAUUGUCAUCAUCCUGCUGCUGGUGGCUUUGCUGGGUUCCAUGACCGUGGUGACAGUGAAGGCAGUGGCUGGGAUGAUCCUGGUGUCCAUCCAGGGAGCUCUGCAGCUGGACUCACCCAUUUUYUACAUCAUGUUGGUGUGUAUGAUUGCCACAGCCAUCUACCAGGCCACGUUUUUAGCUCAAGCCUCCCAGCUCUAUGACUCAGCUCAGAUCUCCAGYAUUGGCUACAUCCUGUCCACCACAGCAGCAAUCUCAGCAGGAGCAACUUUUUACCUGGACUUCACUGGUGWAGAUGUUCUCCACAUUUGUAUGUUUGCACUGGGGUGCCUCAUAGCGUUUCUGGGAGUCUUCCUGAUCACCAGAAAUAGGAAGAAGCCUGUCCCCUUCGAGCCCUACAUAUCAAUGGAUGCCAUGCCAGGCAUGCAGAACAUGCACGACAAAGGGAUUGCGGUGCAGCCUGACCUCAAAUCCUCUUUCUCCUACGGUGCCCUGGAGAACAACGACAGCAUGCCAGAGAUUUACACUCCAGCCACGCUGCCCAUCGUGCAGGAGCAGCACGGAUCCAAAGCAGCUUCAGCCCCUCCCUACAGAGUGCUGGAGCACAGCAAGAAGGAGUGAGUGACCUUCAAGGACUGAUCUGAGUGGUCAGAACCCGUUGACCUUUAUUUAUUUACCUGUUCAAAUAGAAGCCACGUAAAGCCGACCUUGAUAAAGAGUUUGAAGCUCGUCUCGAGCUGAACUUUCCAGGCUGAUUAUUAAAAUAAACAACUCUUUCUAGUUGAGAAGUUGAAAGCACUUGUCUUGGCAGGAAGCAAAUCCCAGUUCUGCAUGGAAUGGUGGAACUGAUGAGAGAGGAGAUGCCGUGGAACAGAAGUGACUGUGCAGUUUUCAGUCCUGCUGGGAGUGGUUUUAUCUCCAGACAGAAGUUUUCAGGAGGUGCUCACARGGAGAGCAGGGCAGGAUUUAAUCUUUCAUUUACAGAGACUGUGACAGAUUUCCAGGAAAGCUUUAAAUCCUGGUGUGACCACGGGGCUCCCCUAACACGGCAAUAAAUGGAAUUGUUUUUAAGCACCAACACUGGAACUUGCUGGGUCUUCAGAGCAGCAGAAUUGGGGAGAAAGAACACUUUAUCCCUUCAAAYCAUGAAUUUUGGGCACUUCCUGUACAACUGUUUGGGUGUUCAGCAUGAGCACGGAGGAUGGGAGCUGUUUUUAGAGCACCACUGGAUUACAUGGCUUAGAACAAAGAUUAUUUGCCAGUUUUCUGAUUUCAUAGCAGGAGCUCCAAGAUGGAUUAAAUGGUGCAGAGGGAGCACCAGAGGAUGAGGACAAGGAGAAAUGAGAGUGAUGUGACUGUAUCUGCUGGGGAGUUUAUGUAAUUUUUGACAAUGUCUUAAUUCUUUCUCACAUUUAUUUAUUUUCUUUCUGAUGGAGAGAGGAUUUCCAACUCGAGUGGCCCCAACUAUUUAAAAGUGUUGAAGUUACUUAGUUCAAAACUCAGUUUAGGUGAUGUAAGCUGGGGGCUUCCCCCAUUUUUUUUUUUUUAAAAAAACCUUGUCUACUUUUGUGGAUGACCUAAGGAGAAAAGAGAAGUUGCAGAGCCCAGCACUCAUUAAGGACUGUGAGGAUAAUGGAGCUUUGUGUACUUUGAUAUUUAUCUUUCCAGCUUCCAGAGAUGGCCAGGAGCUGAUAUGGAGGGAGAAUGGACACAAGGGGGGAGAGAAUGGGGAACUUGUCAAGUGAGAAGGACAAAGUACAACAUUUACUGGUGUAUGCAAGUUAUCCUGGCACCUGAUAGCACUGCCUGCUCUAAAACUGGGGGGUUUUGCUGGGAAACUGAAUUUAAAGUCCAUUCAGUGUGGCUGAAGUGGAGUCUCCAGGACACUGGAAUUUUAUUUGAAAGGAAUAAUACUCGUGGUCAGUGUAUUUUCAAGUGAUUCCUCCAAUACCAGGGGGUAUGGGAUGAUCUUAGACUUGGAACAAUGUCUUUCUGCAUUUAUUUAUUUGUAUUUUUAUUUGUUAAAUUGACUCAUGGCCAGUUUCUAUCCCCCCUGCCAGAAAUCCCCAACAGCUCCACUGAUUGUACAUAAUUACUCCAAGUUCUUUUUAUUSCAUAGGACAACAGAACUGUUCUUUUGCAUUUGUUUGCUUUGCCAGCUCUGCAGACUGAUUCAAUCUGGACAUACUUUAGAUUGCUUUGGCAUUUUUGUGCAGCUUAGAAAAAUAACCUUCCCCCCUGCACAGAGGAGGUGCCCCGGGGCUGUACCCACGGGCACCUGGGUGAGGUUUCACAAUUCAGGGGCACAAUUCAGAUCUUAUCAGCGGCAUCGGAGCUUAGGGAACCUCAAGAAAUAACAGCUUUCUUUUCAUCCUCAAUGCUUGAUUUGUGAUUAGGCAAGAUAAGGAUGUUAAUGAUGGGCUCGUGCUGCCAGAGCAUUCAUCUUGCUGGGGGUGCAGUGAUGCUGAUUUACUGCCUUUGGAUCUGGUGAUCGAUUCUUGCUGAAUUUAUGGGCAGCUUUUGUUCAUUGACAAUGCAAAAUGAAGCAGUGCAGGGAGGCUGAGWGGGAAGGGCACAGGAAUGCUGCCUUUCCUUAUCUCUUCCCAUUGAAUCCAACUGUUUUGACCUAUUGGUUCCACAGCCAAAGAACAGAGUCUGAAAAUGAGCUGUGCUGAACCACACACUUGUUCCGUGGCAAUAUUCUCUGUGUUUAAUGAUGUGGGAUAAAAUAAUUCAUCACAAGGGCCUAAAUGUUUGGAUGCUGACAUCCAGAUCAGGAUGGUGCUGUGUGUGACAGUGCAGCUGUCCCAGUCCUCAGCAGUAUUUAAAGCCAGCAGGUGACUGGAGCAGCAAGAAAUGCCUGGUUUGGGUUUUUGGGUUUGGGUUUUGAGUUUUUGGGUUUGGGUUUUGAGUUUUUGGGUUUGGGUUUUGAGUUUUUGGGUUUGGGUUUUGAGUUUUUGGGUUUGGAUUUUGAGUUUUUGGGUUUGGAUUUUGAGUUUUUGGGUUUUUUCCUCCCCGUCACAGGCCCUGAAGGAUGAACACAGUGCUCUGCCAGUGGACAGGGCUGCUCUGAUGUGGCUGUGUUUCCCUUGCAGGCUGCUCUCUGGUUCAGGAGGGUUUUGUUGUCUCAUUCCUGCCCUUCCUCCCUGCACAGAGCCCUCAGCAAUUYUCUGAGUGAAACUGCCCCCAGCCAUGAGCUGAGCCUUUGUGCUAUUGUGUGGCUUUGGCCCUUUCCUUUCCAAGACUCUCAAGAGCUUUACAUAACCACCUUUUAUUUACACAGUCUCCGUGCUGAAAUAAUUUAUUUAAUAAUGACAGUUCCCUUUACCUGCA
Molecule: messenger RNA, 4248 nt
Organism: Malurus melanocephalus (red-backed fairy wren)
Lineage: Eukaryota; Metazoa; Chordata; Aves; Passeriformes; Maluridae
Gene: NIPAL3
Product: NIPA like domain containing 3
Exons: 12
Coding region: 310-1536 (408 amino acids)
Biological process (GO): magnesium ion transport
Cellular component (GO): membrane
Molecular function (GO): magnesium ion transmembrane transporter activity
Source: RefSeq, a predicted model, not a curated record